Sphaerulina musiva SO2202 is the source of this 840-nucleotide messenger RNA. Its product is annotated as Cloroperoxidase. Gene Ontology annotation, molecular function: peroxidase activity. Bases 1 to 840 code for a protein of 279 amino acids. NCBI's taxonomy places the organism in Eukaryota, Fungi, Ascomycota, Dothideomycetes, Mycosphaerellales, Mycosphaerellaceae. The transcript has 4 exons. The record is from RefSeq and is a predicted model, not a curated record.
AUGGGACUCAUGGGCAAGAUCGGCGAAGCCAUCACUGACCUCGCAGUUAUCUGCUGGGAUAACGGAAUAGCUCUGGCAAAUCUCGUCACUCCGAAGCUCAAGGCAGGACAAGUAGUGCCCGAAGGAGCUCCAGGUCAUCAUCUGAAAUGGCCGGAAUACGUCCCACCGAAAGAGGGCGACUCAAGAUCUGCGUGCCCGAUGCUCAAUGCCAUGGCAAAUCAUGGCAUCCUUCCACACGACGGCAAGAACAUCAGCUUCUCGGAGAUGAACCACAAAAUCAGACAGACGUUCAACUUUGCCUCUUCCUUUUGCUUUUUCGUCCCAAACUUCAGCUCCCGUUUUUUGAACAAAUCUUACAAGACCGACCGCUUCGAUCUGGCAGAUCUCAGCCUGCAUGCACCGGAUGCCAUCGAGCAUGAUGCUAGUCUUACACGACACGAUGCCGCAAUACAGCCAGAUCAGGGCAAGCCGGACCUCGAGCUGGUUCAACAGCUCCUGUCUGAAGCCACGGGAAAGAUGCCCGAUGGCUCGCCUCUGCUCACCAAGGCUGAUCUUUCGCGAGCACUGUCGAAGAGACGAGCCGACGCUCGAAGCACAAACAAAGACUACUCUGAAAGCUUCUUCCACAACAUGUUUGGUAGCGCGAACUCAUCUACAAUGCUCACCAUCUUCGGCGGCUCUGUUGCCGACCUGAUGCCCAUGCUCACGGAAGAACGUUUCUCAGAGCAGUGGGAACCACGUGUCUUGGACAGAUAUGGCUUGACGAUGGCCAAGUUCAAUGGUACUGUGAUACCUGUCGAGAUGAAGGUUGACCCCAAACAGUAUCGAAAGGCCAUUUGA